UCCGACCGUCGCUCUGAAGCUGGGCAGUGAUAAAUGGCAGCUUCCCUGGUUUGACUGUAGUUUCUUAUUCCGUGUGAGAAAUUGUUGACCUAGAUUAAUAUUAGAGAUGUGGUUAAAUGUGACGAGCAGGUGUAAACGAGCGUGUCAGUCGUCCAAGCUGAAAAUACACAGCAGCAACAGAAUAUAACUACCCGUUAAAGCCCACCACGGCCGCUAACUUGCUGCUUAAAGAGUUUAAAAUUAGGCUGGAAUCGUCAAAAUGGAGAUUCACGAAGGAGCCGUGGCUGUGGGCGACAGCGUUCUGGACUUUUCCCGACUGAGCUUGAAUACUUUUAACGCUGACAGCGUCAGCGACGAGAGGAAAAGGGACACCAGACAGCUCUACUUGAACUACAACCGCUUAGCCUCGCUGCCCUCCGCCCUAGGCGUUUUUUGCAACCUGGAGCUUCUCGACAUCAGCAACAACGGACUGGCGUCUAUAUGUGAGGACUUAACGCGGCUAACAAAGCUGAAAACACUCGUAGCCAAGAACAACCGCUUGGACGAGUUCUCUCUGCCCAAAGAGUUCGGCUCCCUGCCGCUGGAGGUCCUCAACCUUAGCGGGAACAGAUUCGAGGAGAUCCCGUUGCAGUGCACCAAACUGCAGCGUCUCCAGUCGCUUUCGCUCGGUGGAAACAGACUAAAAAGUAUACCAGCCGAGAUAGAAAACCUGACCAGUUUGGAGCUGUUGUAUCUGGGUGGAAACCUAAUCUCGGCCAUUCCUCCUGAAGUGGCCAAUCUGCCCUACCUCAGCUACCUGGUUCUUUGUGAUAAUCGCAUCCAGAGUGUGCCACCAGAGCUCACCAGGCUUCACUCAAUGCGGUCUUUAAGUCUCCACAACAACCUGCUGACUUAUCUGCCCAGAGAGAUCCUCUGUCUGGUGCACCUGCAGGAGCUCAGCCUCCGGGGCAAUCCGCUAGUAGUACGCUUUGUGAAGGAGAUGACCUACGACCCACCAUCUCUGCUGGAAUUAGCAGGACGAACAAUCAAGAGUCGAAAUAUUCCCUACUUCCCCCGUGACCUGCCUUCAAAUCUGCUACGAUAUCUGGAUUUAGCCAGCAAGUGCCCUAACCCCAAGUGUGCAGGUGUCUAUUUCGACUCAUGUGUUCGCCAGAUCAAAUUUGUGGACUUCUGUGGAAAGUACCGUCUCCCUCUCAUGCACUACUUGUGUUCUCCAGAGUGCACCUCCCCCUGUAGCUCCAACCCACAGAGUGACGCAGAGUCAGAAGAUGAGAACAGCGUUCCUGUCGACCGCCUGCAGAGGGUGCUGUUGGGGUAGUAGGGCGGAAAGUAACCUCUGGUGUUGUCACUGUGUUUAGUGUCAUUACAGACUCCUCCAUGACCUUCUGAGCUGAUUGUACAAAUCUUGCUUUCACAUACCCAUCAUAAGUAUUCAUUAACGUCACGUCUUCAGGUGUUUUGUUAAAUUGCUCGUAUCGUGGCAUAACAAAUCUCACAGUAAGUCUUACUCCCUGAUGUUAAAAGUCCUUCAAACUGAUGAGGUGAAAAGCUGUUACUCAGUCGAUGGAUCAGUACUUGUCUUGAAGUACUAAAGAGAGUAUUUGAAUGAAGUGUUAAUGCUAAUGCCUUUACAGGUAUUGGUAUGGUGCAGCCCUAUUAUUAACUGUGUAAUUUAAACCAGAUUGGCUCAGUCAAGGCCAGUUCUGAAUACUUUCUGUGUGAACUUUAUAGGUAUAGAGUAGUUUAACCCACAGACGUUCAGGGAGAGCGAGUCUUGAUACUGGUGCUAAGAACAUGUGUUGACUCACUUUUAUAGUUGUUAUUUCUCAUGACUGUACUUUUCAUAACAUGAGUGGCCAAAUAAUUUUCAGUGUGACUUUAAAACUUUAGAUUAAUGAAUGAGUGCUGGUCCCAAGUUAGAGGAAAGGAGGGCAGCACAACACGCACGUUUGCAGUGUGAACUCAAAAGUUGUAGUAGGUUUGGGGUUUUUUUUUUUUCAACUUUCAAGUGAAGUAUUUACAAAGGCAUUUGGUGAGCACCAAAUGCCUUUGCAAAUACUUCACUUUUGUAAUGUUUAAGCUCAUUAAAUGAUUCUGUUUGUUCCAUAGGACUGGACAUGAACAAAGGGUUUUUUUUGUUUGACUCGCUCUAGCUCUAGUUUCUAGCUCUUUGAUCAAAUUGACAUUAAAGAUUGUUAAGGAGAAAAACAAAAUGCCUGGGACUUUUAAGUAUGUCUACAGAAAUAGAAUGAAUGCACAAGUCUGUGAUCAGAGAGGGAAAAAAAUAGACAGUUUCUCAGCAACACCACCUUUGUUUUUAGAUGCUUGUUUUAAAAGUUAUAAUAUGUGUCAGUGUGUAGAAGAAUGUUCAUCCAGACUUACUCACAGGAAGUGAAUGUGGGCUGGACCAGGGAAACUAUUCGCCGUGUCGGCCCAGAAACAAUAGCUGUUGUAGCCAAACACAGUGGCAGCCUUGGUGUCUAUGUUCAGGGCGGCAGGUUUUCUCUGGACUUAAACACACUCUGUGUAGAUGUGUGUGAGUGAAUGAAGCCUGCAGUUGGAACAAGUUUGUUUUUUCACCAUGAGGCAGAAACCUAUUGUUAAUCUAAACGGAAAUGACGUCCGCCUGCCGUUACAUCACUGUUCCCCACUCCUCUGUUACAGUACAAGCAUUAAGUGCCUUACUUAUGGUGACACAGUAGAAUGAAAGAAAAUGUGAUUUUUUUUACCCUUAAAUGUGACAUUUAUGCAACAACAUAUAAACAUAUGUAUAUAUUUAUACACAUAUAUGUAUAAAUAUAUCUUGAAUAUGCAUUAAUAUAUAUUAAUAUAAUAUUGCAUUGAAUCAUUUCAAUGCUUCUUUUACUUAUUGGCUUAAUCAUAACAAUAAGAGAAAAAGUUAUAUUUUAUAACACAUAUGUUUUUAUAUAAAUUCCCUUUUAUAAUACCAUAUUUAAAUGUCCUGCAGAGUAGAUGGAUUUAAAAAAAUAGAAUACAAAUGUGUGUAUUUUACCUUAUUAGAGGGAUGUAAGUAGGCUGUACAGUACGUGUCAGAUUAAUUAAUAAAGACUGAUUGUAAAAUCUUAAAAUA
This is a messenger RNA of Cynoglossus semilaevis (tongue sole), 3091 nucleotides long. Its product is annotated as leucine-rich repeat-containing protein 58. NCBI's taxonomy places the organism in Eukaryota, Metazoa, Chordata, Actinopteri, Pleuronectiformes, Cynoglossidae. The transcript is spliced from 4 exons. Gene Ontology annotation, molecular function: protein binding. The record is from RefSeq and is a predicted model, not a curated record. The coding region runs from base 260 to 1318 and encodes 352 amino acids.